AUGUCCCAAGAAAUUGAUCUCUCCGUCGCCAUUCGAGCAAGUAAUGCGGAUGCCGUGCCGGGCUUGAUCGAAGAUAUCAAUGCUCUACACCACGGCAUGAAGGAUGGUGACGAGGAAACUCGCCAUCAGCUCGUGGUCAAAACACGGAGCCUGCUACAGUCUCUCCUCACGCCCCGCGAGCAGAUGUUGCAGCACACCUGGGCUGAUCCCGGACUCAAUGCUGCCUUGAUUACCGGCGUCGACGUUGGGCUUUGGAAGCUCAUGGUCAAGAACGGCGUUGACACCCCUCAGAAGGUUAACGAUCUUGCCGGGGCCCUUGGCAUGGACGCUCUGCUUCUCGGUCGCCUGAUGCGCCAUGUUUGCGCCAUGGGCCAUCUUGAAGAGGUGGGACAGGACGAGUAUAAACUCACAAACUUCGCUAAAUCCCUAAGCCUUGAUGUCAUUGGGGACGGUUAUGUUGCUUUGCUUGGCGGAAUUGGUCGUAGCCCGAUCGAGUUCUACAAGUUCCUUCGUGAUACCAAGUGGCAGAAUCCCACUGAUGCUGCCCGCACAGCCAUGCACGCAUCUUACAACACCGACCUGCCAAAUUGCUUCGAAUAUCUUCGCUCUAUUGGCUUAGGCCCUCACACAAACCACCAUAUGGGUGGCUACAGGCAGGGCCGCCUGCCCUGGAUGCACCCCUCGCUUUACCCCGUCGAAAAGACGCUGUUUGCCGGUGCAGAUACCUCGCCUGAUGCGCCACUUGUGGUUGACGUCGCAGGAGGUCUUGGGCACGACAUUGAUGAGUUUAAGAAAUAUUACCCCAACCACCCCGGGAAAUUAAUCCUACAGGAUCUUCCUGUCGUCAUCCAAGAUGUUAAAGGUAUCAGCCCCGAGAUCCAGCUGAUGAGCCAUGAUUUCUUGACGGAGCAACCCAUCAAGGGAGCAAGGGCAUACUUCAUGCACUCUAUUCUCCACGACUGGCCCGAUGAUGUGUGCAAGAAGAUUCUGAGCCGCCUUGCGGAUGCAAUGAAGCCCGGAUACAGCAAGUUGCUGAUCUUCGAAUGCGUGAUCCCUCCCACGGGUGCUUACUGGGAAGCCACUGCUGGAGAUAUCCUCAUGAUGACCCAGCUCUCGGCUCUGGAGCGUACCGAGGACAACUGGCGUCAAUUGAUCGAAGGAAGCGGACUGAACCUCAAGAUUGUCAAAUUUUGGAAGUGCGGACAGUCUGAUGUUGAGAACCUGAUUGAGUGCGAAUUAGCCGAGUGA
Molecule: messenger RNA, 1248 nt
Organism: Scedosporium apiospermum
Lineage: Eukaryota; Fungi; Ascomycota; Sordariomycetes; Microascales; Microascaceae
Exons: 6
Coding region: 1-1248 (415 amino acids)
Molecular function (GO): O-methyltransferase activity
Source: RefSeq, a predicted model, not a curated record